Sesamum indicum (sesame) is the source of this 1739-nucleotide messenger RNA. It is a transcript of the gene SWI3B, whose product is annotated as switch subunit 3. Lineage: Eukaryota; Viridiplantae; Streptophyta; Magnoliopsida; Lamiales; Pedaliaceae. Gene Ontology annotation, molecular function: protein binding. The record is from RefSeq and is a predicted model, not a curated record.
AAAAUUAAUUCAAACAUGGCGACUGGUGUUACCCCCCUCUCCAAACCCCCCCAUGAACCUCCCAUCCCCACCCCCACCCCCACCGUCGACCUUCCCCCUCAGUCCUCCUCCGCAGCCGCCACUCCCCCUUCCACCUCUGCCGCCACUCCGCCAACCGUCACUCCCCGCCCUCCCGAACCCGACGCCGACGUCAUUCACAUCCCCAGCUAUUCGCGGUGGUUUACGUGGAAUGGUAUUCAUGAAUGCGAGGCCAGGUUCGUGCCGGAGUUCUUUGAUGGGAGGUCGCCCUCGAAGAACCCUAGGGUUUACAAGUAUGGGAGAACCCUAAUCGGAAAAUCACCUUCACCGAGGUGCGGAAGACAAUCGUUGGUGACGUGGGGUCCGUUCGGAGGGUUUUCGAUUUCCUAGAGGCUUGGGGGUUGAUUAAUUAUGCCGGUUCUACUACGAAACCCCAGCUGAAAUGGGAGGAUAAAGAGACCAAGUCCGCCGCUGCUGCCGCUGCCGCAGCACAUGGCGGCGACGUCGCCGCUGGUGGCGCCGGAGCUGAUGUUGCUGUGCAGAAAAAGAGGAUCUGCAGUGGUUGCAAGGCUGCUUGCACCAUUGCUUGCUUUGCCUCUGAUAAGCAUGAUAUGACACUUUGUGCAAGGUGCUAUGUGCGGGGUAAUUAUCGGGUGGGUCUGAGUUCUUCAGAUUUUAAACGGGUUGAGAUCAGUGAAGAGGCGAAGACAGAUUGGAGUGAUAAAGAGACAUUGCAACUUCUAGAAGCUAUCAUGCAUUAUGGUGAUGAUUGGAAGAAAGUUGCAGAGCAUGUUGGUGGGAGAACUGUGAAAGAAUGUGUAGCUCGGUUUAUAAAGCUUCCAUUCGGCGAACAGUUUGAUGGUCCUCCAGAAUCUGCAGAGCCGGAUACGGAGUUAGGCUUACAAAAUGUAGCACUACCAAACAAAAGGAUGCGCCUCUCACCACUUGCAGAUGCAAGUAACCCAAUAAUGGCGCAGGCUGCUUUCCUUUCCACAUUGGUUGGAGUAGAUGUUGCAGAAGUGGCAGCACGUGCAGCAGUAGCGGCUUUGUCUGAUCUCGGUGAUGGGAAACAGCAAGAAUCUGGUAAUGCAUCAAAUGGUAAUAACCGGAAUAUGAUAGAAGAAGCUCUUACUGAAGCAAAAUUGCAGCUUGAGAAGGAAGAAGAGGAGCUGGAGAAAGCGAUAUCUGGGAUUGCCACUCAGACAAAGGAGAUUGAAGACAAGAUUAAUCACUUUGAGGAUUUUGAGUUGCAAAUGGAGAGGAAAAGGCAACACUUUCAACAGCUGCAGAACCGGCUUUUUGCUGAUCAACUAACUCUUCUGUUCAAUAAAACUGCUGCACCGAAAAUGGGUGAGAACAUAGGCGAGGCUGUCAAAAGCGAAUGAUAUCUUGAUGUGCUACUCUCCACUUUGUGAUCUCUUCAAACCUUCUGUUAUGUAACUCCUUUGUAUUGGAUAAAAUUAAAUAUUGCGGAUUAGGAGGGACCCUUGAGCUGAAUUGUUGUCCUUGGACUAGGUAUUUGAUUGAUGUAUAUUCUGAUUGUAGCGUCUAGAUAGAAGGCUUCUGAUUGGCGCAUCUAGAUAGGAGGGUGUGCAGUCAAUGUGACACAAAACUAGCACCAAUCGCCAUUUGUAUCCCAUGUCUUCUUUAUGUGAUGCAAUUGCUUCUAAAAGAGAAGACAAAUGAAGAAGAACCUCCAAUGUAACAAAUAUGUUCUAACU